GCCAACGACAUAUCUGUCCUCCAGUCGCCCAAUUUCCGAAGAGUCGUUGCAGAAAGGCACGUUCGGGAGGGUCCAUCAACGUCCAUCUAUCCAUCCAUCCAUCACAAAUAUCGCAAUGGCCCCUGCGCAAAAGAAGACCAAGAAGAGCAUCGAGUCCAUCAACUCGAGGCUCGCUCUCGUGAUGAAGAGUGGAAAGUACACCCUCGGUUACAAGUCCACCUUGAAGACUCUUCGUCAGGGAAAGAGCAAGCUCAUCAUCAUCGCUGGUAACUGCCCGCCCUUGAGGAAGAGCGAACUCGAGUACUACGCCAUGUUGUCCAAGACUGGUGUGCACCACUACUCUGGCAACAACAUUGAUCUCGGAACUGCCUGCGGUAAAUACUUCCGCGUUGGCGUUCUGUCCAUCAUCGAUGCCGGCGACUCUGACAUUAUUGCCAAGCCUUCGGCCUAAGCACCGGUUUUAUCGACCUGGCUGUAUCAUAAUGUCAUCUGGUUAAAUAUAUUUAAAACCCUACUGCCGUGCCUGCAUCCUGA
This is a messenger RNA of Spizellomyces punctatus DAOM BR117, 534 nucleotides long. RefSeq names its product 60S ribosomal protein L30. The transcript has 3 exons. Gene Ontology annotation, molecular function: RNA binding; structural constituent of ribosome. The coding region runs from base 116 to 451 and encodes 111 amino acids. The record is from RefSeq and is a predicted model, not a curated record. Lineage: Eukaryota; Fungi; Chytridiomycota; Chytridiomycetes; Spizellomycetales; Spizellomycetaceae. Gene Ontology annotation, cellular component: cytosolic large ribosomal subunit.